CUUGGUCUCGCGGCUAGGCCUCGGGGGCCACCUUCUCCUUACACCCCACCCUGUAUAAAAACCAGGGCCUGCCAGGAGAACAAUUACUCCUUGCUCUCGGUUUGUUAUCGCAGCACACACCCAAGUCGUCGACUGCAACCGCCAUGAACGCUCUGUUCGCCACCGUCCUUCUGGGCCUUGCGUCCUACGCCGCCGCCGGAGGCUUCACCGCACCAUCGGCCUAUGCCGCUAGCGUCUACGGCCCGGCUAUCGGAUCCGUCGGACACGGAUACGGUGGACGCGGAUACCUCCCCCAGGCCUACAACCUCCAGGUGCGCUUCGGCGGUGGCGUCAAGGCCGGCGUCGCCUACGGCGGCUACGGACAUGGCGGCUACGGACACGGUGGAUACGGUGUUGCCGUCGGCCAUGGUCUCGGCUAUGGAGGAUAUGGACACGGCGUCGCUCUCGGUUACGGAGGAUACGGACACGGCGUCGCUCUCGGCUACGGUGGCUACGGACACGGUCUUGCCCUCGGCUACGGCGGCUACGGACACGGUGGAUACGGAAAGCUCUACGGUUAAACUACUCUCCAAGCUAGCAGCUGCGUGCAUGUAAAUUAACACAGAACCCGGGCAAAGGCUCCGCAGGACGGAUACGCAACGUGUUCGCCAUCGGCCGAUGCGCUGAAAGAGUACAAACACAUCAAGUAUGCACACAAAAAUCUCACGAGCACUCUACACAAGUAUAACACGCGCCACACGUAACAAGCACGACUCCACGGACCACGAGACAAAAUAAAAACACGAUCGUAAAG
This is a messenger RNA of Rhipicephalus sanguineus (brown dog tick), 793 nucleotides long. Its product is annotated as glycine-rich protein. The transcript is spliced from 4 exons. Lineage: Eukaryota; Metazoa; Arthropoda; Arachnida; Ixodida; Ixodidae. The coding region runs from base 144 to 560 and encodes 138 amino acids. The record is from RefSeq and is a predicted model, not a curated record.